Molecule: messenger RNA, 3232 nt
Organism: Gossypium raimondii (Peruvian cotton)
Lineage: Eukaryota; Viridiplantae; Streptophyta; Magnoliopsida; Malvales; Malvaceae
Product: switch 2
Exons: 8
Coding region: 200-2857 (885 amino acids)
Molecular function (GO): ATP-dependent chromatin remodeler activity; ATP binding
Source: RefSeq, a predicted model, not a curated record
GUUAUUAAUCAUCGUCAUGCAUGUUAGCCGGUAGGGAAGUUAGGAGAGCCCAAUCUGGAGAGGCUGUCGCCGUUAGGGGCGGUUGCCUAUAUUUCAUAAAUUUAAAUUAUUGCCUGUUUCUCCAAUUCAAUUAAACGUAGGUAAAUGUGAGAUCUGGGGAAAAAACAACGGUUUUCCCCAAACGCCCGCAAGAUCCCCCAUGUCACUACUCCGCUCUUUUAAAGAAACACUAAAACCCUGUUGCAAUUCAUCCUCAUUUUCACAACCUUCCUUAUCCCAACAACCACCUCUACCAUCUGUAAUAAACCAGAGGAAACCCCCCAAAUCUUCGCUUUCGCGCCAGCUUCAACGCCUUGAACACGACUAUCUCCCUUCUACACAGGAGUGCCAUUUCGGAAACCCUAAAUUCUCCUUGCCCCAACUCAAAAACGAUGCUCAUAUGCAUGGACAACAAGACGACGAUGACCACCAAGAAGAGGCUGAGGAGGAAGAAGUAAAAGAAUUUGGGAGAGCCGAAUUGGGUCGGGUUCAGUUUGAGGAUACGGGUCCUUACGAGCCGUUGGUAUUGUCUUCCGAUGGAGAAUUUCCAAUUAUACAGGUGCCUGCAUAUAUUAACUGUCGGUUGCUUGCCCAUCAAAGAGAGGGAGUCAAGUUUUUAUACAUGUUAUACAAGAGCAACCAUGGGGGCAUUCUUGGUGAUGAUAUGGGACUUGGCAAGACAAUCCAGACAAUCGCAUUUCUCGCUGCUGUAUAUGGAAAAGACGAGGAAUAUGGUGACUCCAGAGUACUGAAGGAAAACCAGCUUGGACAGAAAGGACCUGUAUUAAUAAUCUGUCCCACUUCUGUCAUCUGCAAUUGGAAGUGUGAAUUCUCCAGAUGGGCACCCUUUAAUGUCUCUCUUUACCAUGGGUCAAGCUGUGAACUCAUUCUUGAGAAGCUACAAGCUAAUGGAGUUGAAGUUCUGGUUACCAGUUUUGACACAUUCAGAAUUCAUGGAAAUCUUUUGUCAGAGAUCAAGUGGGAGAUUGUGGUCGUUGAUGAAGCCCACCGCCUGAAAAAUGAAAAAUCAAAAUUCUAUUCAGCAUGUUUAGAAAUUAAGACUCGCAGACGUAUUGGUCUUACAGGAACCAUCAUGCAGAACAAAAUUAUGGAACUCUUUAAUCUCUUUGACUGGGCUGCUCCUGGAUCCUUGGGAACAAGGGAACAUUUUCGGGAGUUUUAUGAUGAACCCCUCAAACAUGGCCAGAGGGCAACUGCUCCUGAAAGAUUUGUUCGGGUUGCUGGUGAGCGUAAACAGCACCUGGUUGCAGUCCUUCAUAAAUAUAUGUUAAGAAGGACGAAAGAGGAGACUAUAGGACAACUUAUGUUGGGAAAGGAAGAUAAUGUUGUCUUUUGCGCCAUGAGUGAAUUGCAAAAACGGGUAUAUCAGAGAAUGUUGCAGCUGCCAGACGUUCAAUGUCUUAUUAACAAGGACCUGCCUUGUAGCUGUGGAAGCCCUCUUGCCCAAGUAGAAUGUUGCAAGAGGAUUGUGCCUAAAGGAAUUAUAUGGCCUUACCUUCACAGGGGCAGCCCAGAGGGUUGUGAUUCAUGCCCUUUCUGCCUUGUCCUUCCUUGCCUUGUCAAGCUGCAACAGAUUAGCAAUCACUUGGAGCUUAUUAAGCCUAAUCCUAGGGAUGAACCAGAUAAACAAAGAAAAGAUGCAGAAUUUGCCUCUGCUGUCUUUGGUCCAGAUAUUGAUAUAGUGGGAGGGAAUGCCCCAAGUAAAAGCUUUAUGGAUUUAAGUGACACUAGAUAUUGUGGAAAGAUGAGGGCCUUGGAAAAGUUAAUGUCCUCAUGGGCGUUGAUGGGUGACAAAAUCCUUCUUUUUAGCUACUCUGUCAGGAUGCUUGAUAUAUUGGAGAAGUUUCUUAUACGGAAAGGCUUUUGCUUUUCAAGACUUGAUGGAUCUACUCCUACUAAUAUGCGCCAAUCUCUUGUUGACGAGUUUAACUCAAGUCCAAGCAAACAAGUGUUCCUUAUAUCAACCCGAGCUGGUGGACUUGGAUUGAAUCUUGUAAGUGCUAAUCGUGUUGUUAUAUUUGAUCCAAAUUGGAACCCUGCCCAAGAUUUACAGGCCCAGGACAGAUCAUUUCGUUUUGGACAGAGGCGGCAUGUUGUGGUUUUCCGCCUUCUUGCAGCUGGUUCCCUUGAAGAACUUGUAUAUUCACGUCAGGUGUAUAAACAGCAGCUGUCGAACAUUGCUGUAUCUGGGAAAAUGGAAAAAAGAUACUUUGAAGGCGUUCAGGACUGCAAGGAAUUUCAAGGCGAGCUUUUUGGAAUCUGCAAUCUGUUUCGCGAUCUUUCAGAUAAGCUUUUCACAAGUGAAAUUCUUGAAUUACAUGAAAAGCAAGGGCAACAGCACACAGAACACCAUAGUGAUAAGCAGGAGCUAACCAGUCUAGGCUCCCUUCCAACUCCGGCAGAAGGAAGUGAAACAUUUUCUUCAGUGUCCAAGAAUUUGCAUCCUAGUGACAUAGAGAUUGCUGCUACUGAUAAACCAGUUCUUGAGGACUUAGGUAUCUUGUAUGCCCAUCGUAAUGAAGAUAUUGUCAACAGUAGACCUGGGAUACAACAGAAAAUAAUAGUCCUUACUGGCGAUAAUAACCCGAGAAUAGACACAAAUGCUUCAUGGAAGAGGAAAACAGAUGGGGAGGAAAAUGUUGUCUCAACCAGAGACAGGAAAAAGAUUCAGUAUGGUCGGCUGGCGCAGUUGAAGGGCAUGGGAGUGGUUGAGUUUAGUAAGUGGGUACUCUCUGCAACUCCUUCAGAUAGGGAGAGUUUGCUUCGGAACUACAAAAGAAGAAAAAAGGAGGCAUGAAAUGAUUGAACUGAGUGUUGGUAAGCCCAAUCACGAACUUGUAAAGAAACAGAUUGUCCAAACUCUGGAUUUCUUUUAACCCUUUUUUAAGUGAUAGGUCUAACCCGAUCUGUGUAUAGUACAUCCGAAGUUUUUAGAAUAUGAACCCAGGUUUAAUCUAAUUAGUUCAUAUAGCCACCCUUUAAUUGGUGAUAUCUACUAAGUUUGGGACUCAAAUCCCAAUAUCUGUUGUCUUCGUUGUGCAUUAAAGAAUAGGUUUAGAAACGGCAGGGCUAGUUGUACAACUGGCGUGGCCAACAAGAAUGUAGAUGUAUAUUAUGUUGAAUAAUGUAUUUACUUCACCUGCAAUUUUUCCAUCACAUGCUGCUUUUAUUA